This is a messenger RNA of Sorex fumeus (smoky shrew), 556 nucleotides long. Its product is annotated as palmitoyltransferase ZDHHC16-like. Bases 1 to 522 code for a protein of 173 amino acids. NCBI's taxonomy places the organism in Eukaryota, Metazoa, Chordata, Mammalia, Eulipotyphla, Soricidae. Gene Ontology annotation, biological process: protein palmitoylation. Gene Ontology annotation, molecular function: palmitoyltransferase activity. Gene Ontology annotation, cellular component: Golgi apparatus. The transcript has a single exon. The record is from RefSeq and is a predicted model, not a curated record.
AUGACUCAGGGCUGUGUGUACUGCAGCUACAGCAGUUGGAACCUUUUCCGGGAGGCAUAUGCUGCCAUCGAGAAAAUGAAACAGCUCGACAAGAACAAACUGCAGGCGGUUGCCAACCAGACCUAUCAGCAGACCCCACCACCCACCUUGUCCUUCCGAGAAAGGGUGAUUCACAAGAGUCUUGUCUAUCUCUGGUUCCUGUGCAGUUCUGUGGCACUUACCCUGGGCGCCCUGACUGUGUGGCAUGCAGUUUUCAUCAGUGGAGGUGAGACCAGCAUCAAGAAGAAUAUCAACAGUAAGGAGCGACGGCAGCUGAAUGCCAAGGAUAGAGUCUUUAAGAAUCAUUACAACUCUGGCUGCUUGGACAACUGGAACAUAUUCCUGGGUGUGGACACAGGAAGGCACUGGCUUACUCGGGUGCUUCUGUCUUCCAGUCACCUGCCACAUGGGAAUGGACUGAGCUGGGGCCCUCCCCCUUCUCCCUGGGUGGCUGCUCACUCGACGUCUGUGAUGGCUGUGUGAGCUGGAAGCAUCCCCUCAUCCUGCAUGGUCUCAA